UUGUUGGUUUCUUCCCCGCUCUCCGCAAUUCUUCCCAAUUCCAAAGACCUGUCUCAGACACACAGAUAUUUUCCGAGAAAAAUUUUUCCGAUUGAAGAACAUGGAGUCUUGCCCUGCCAUAAAGAGCAUUCUCCUUUUGGAUUCAGAAGGGAAACGUGUGGCUGUCAAGUACUAUUCAGAUGACUGGCCAACAAAUAGUGCUAAGGAAGCCUUUGAGAAAGCUGUAUUUGCCAAGACCCAGAAGACAAAUGCUCGCACUGAAGCAGAAAUAACAAUGUUUGAGAACUACGUUGUAGUUUACAAGUUUGUUCAAGACCUUCACUUUUUUGUUACUGGGGGUGAAAAUGAAAAUGAGAUAAUCUUGGCCACAGUUCUUCAAGGAUUUUUUGAUGCAGUUGGCCUGCUUCUCAGAGGCAGUGUGGAUAAGAAAGAGGCACUGGAGAACUUGGAUCUUAUCUUGUUAUGCCUUGAUGAAAUUGUUGAUGGCGGCAUCAUUCUUGAAACUGAUGCAAAUGUCAUUGCGGGAAAGGUUGCCAGUCAUAGCAUUGAUGCCGGAGCUCCUUUAUCUGAGCAGACAAUAAUUGGAAGAGACCUAGAGCAGAACGGGAAGAAGAAGGACGUGGAUACCCCGUCACUGCCCCGGGUUCUUAGAUGGGAAGAUGUUCCCGUUCCUGAACCAAAAGAACAUGAAUUGAAGAUUAGAGUCCACGCAGUGAUCUUAACUCCUUACGACAUCAGUGUAAGGAAGGGAGAAGGAGCGGUGCGUGGCCUUCCCUUAACACCGGGAUGGGAUGCCGUGGGGGAGGUUGUUGCAGUCGGACCUGGAGUAACAACUCCGAAGGUGGGGGAGAUGGUAGCACACAUUGGAGACCCACAAUCUGAAAUAGGCACUUAUGCAGAGGAGUUUAUUCUGCCAGCUAGCAGUGCUAUUCCCAUUCCAGAAGAGUUGUCUUAUCAUACUGCGCGCUACAUAGCAUCUGUUUUAAGGCCUGCCACACCCAAUCACCUUGUUCUCAACCCCGCUCACUCUAGCCUUCCCUCUCCUCUUCUUCUUCUUCCUCAACCAAACACUCACCGCCAUUCUCAUUCCCUGCCGAGGUGGAGAAUAAGUGAAGAAGGAGAUACGGUGAGAGUGCCGGUCAUUACUCAAAGUGAAAAGAUCACCUCCGGUUCUGGGUUUCUUCUAUGGUGGAUUUGAGUUGAAUCUGAAUCCGAUUGAGAUCCAUCGGAAAACUGGCGGAACCGGAAGGAUGGGGGAGAGAAUAAAUGUGUUUGGCAAGAGAAAACUUUUACAUUUGCAAUAUAAUUCAGUAAGAGAGACAGAGUUCCAUUCUCUCCUUCUGCAACUCCCAUGCUUGAGGAAUUGUACCUUUUUGGCUGCCCUAACCUUAGAAGAAAAAAGAUUUCAGGUU
Rubroshorea leprosula is the source of this 1412-nucleotide messenger RNA. The record is from the annotation of a GenBank genome assembly. Lineage: Eukaryota; Viridiplantae; Streptophyta; Magnoliopsida; Malvales; Dipterocarpaceae.